UCUGAAAAAAGUUCAUUGAUUGGGCCACCCGAGAAUACACGUGAACAUGUUGUGGCUGCAUCGCGAGCUAUGCUAAACGGUGAUUGGAAAAAGUGCCGAGAUUAUAUUGUGAAUGACAAAAUGAAUGCCAAGGUCUGGAAUUUGUUCCGUAAUUCUGAGAAAGCAAAAGAGAUGGUGAUUGGUCGUAUCCAGGAAGAAUCGCUGCGUACCUAUCUGUUGAUGUACUCAACCGUUUAUACCACUGUUUCACUAGAUGUCCUCGCACAACUCUUUGAACUCGACAAAAGAACCCCAACAGACUGCUUGAUAAUGCAUCGUGUCGAACCGAGUCGUCUGCAACUUCUUGCUUUGCAUCUAACCGACAAACUCACUCAGCUUGCUGAUAGCAAUGAACAGAUUCUUGAACCACGAGCUGGUCGCAGCUACACGGGGCCAGGUGCUUGGUACGGUAUGCGACAGGAACGUAUCACUAUGGAGCAGCAACCGCGCGCUAAUCGUAUGAAUUAUCAGAUUCUUGAACCACGAGCUGGUCGCAGCUAUACGGGGCCAGGUGCUUGGUACGGUAUGCGGCAGGAGCGUAUCACUAUGGAGCAGCAACCGCGCGCUAAUCGUAUGAAUUAUCAGGACUCAUCGACAAAGGGUCGUUGGAAUGCAAAUCUUCAAAAUCGACGCCGAAUGGAGCAACGCAGUCGUUACUAA
This is a messenger RNA of Gongylonema pulchrum, 699 nucleotides long. The record is from the annotation of a GenBank genome assembly. NCBI's taxonomy places the organism in Eukaryota, Metazoa, Nematoda, Chromadorea, Rhabditida, Gongylonematidae.